CAAGACAACAUGAAUUAGAACAACAAAUAUUAUACAAUGCAACUGUAAUAACGACCGCCGCGCGAGUCAGCAAGGGUGAGGUGAUGCUUCACGCCUCUAGUCAUCUCAUCUAGGCACGCUUGGAGUCAUUGCAUAUCAGCAAAUCCCAUUGGGUCGCUUCCUCGUUGACUUUAUUGCCUUGUCCAUGCCCAGCCUUGCAAUGUUACGUUUCACAGCAGAUGCUGCACGCACACCUCCCACCAAACAUACCACCCCCACCGGGAAGAUGUAGCUUGAGCUUCGCCUUAUAUGAUCGGGCACCUACUGCGGACCGCAAGGUCUUCUUCGGUCUUCCGCCAUGCGUACACGAUGCUCUCAAAGGACGAUACCAUAAUUGGCACUACCGACGCUGGAGUGCGUGCGCCUGGCGGUCCUCCGCCAGACACUCUUGUCAAGCCAUGGAGCAGGAAAAGGUACUUUGGUACUUUGCUCUUCAACAUCGCCGCCUUCACCCUCCCCGCUCUCUACGCCACUCUGAGCAAGCUGUGGGUGGCCGACAUCGAUGCUUCUUUCGUAGUCACCACCGAUGCUUAUACCUACAUCGGCGUCGUCGCCGAGGUGAUCAACGAAGGUCUACCGCGCGCUGCCUGGAACAUCAUCGCAGACAAGUCGAACCGUUCACUUGCCGACCGCCAUGGCUUAUCAUACACCCUGAUCUUGUUCCAAAGCGCACUCGGCCUGAUCUUGUCCGUCUGCUUUCUCGGCGCUGCACGGCAAUUCGCAGACGCGUUCGUGCCCUCCGUUGUGCGUGAAGCGUCCCUUACGUACGUCCGGAUCUCUGCAUUCUCGGCUCUGUCAUCCGCCAUUGAAACAGCGGUCGCGUCGGCUACCAGAUCCCUGGACCAGCCGGAUGUACCGUUGCUCAUCAGCUCCAUCAAGUUCGUCGUUAAUAUUGUACUGGACAUGAUUGUGAUCUCGAGGUUCCAUGUCCGCGGUAUACAUCCGUCAGUGAACACUCAAGCCGCGACGCAGCUCGCCUGCAACAUGACUGCUUCUCUUGCAGGCCUUGCGUACUUCGUCAGCAUCACAGCCAGGCAGCGCCGUCGAAUCAAGCCCGUGGAUGGACAUCAGGUUCCUCGUGAAGCCAGACCCUCGUUCGGCAGCCUGUCAACUUUAGCCAGGCCAGGCUUCUUCACCUUCACCGAGUCUGCCGUCCGCAACGCCCUAUAUCUGUGGCUCGUCAGCGGCAUUGUAGCGAUGGGCUCCGACUACGCCACAGCGUGGGGUGUCUUCAGCACCAUCCGAUGGGGCCUGAUCAUGGUACCCGUGCAGUCGCUCGAGGCCACCUCGCUAGCUUUCGUCGGACACGCUUGGGGUUCCUGGCGUAGAAGUAUUGGUUCGGACGAACGCCGACCUCACGCAACCAAGUCGCAGCUGCUACGUAAGUCAUCCACCCUUUCCCAGCCUGGCGCAUGCAUAGCACGACUAAGAGCCGCGCAGACAUCACCCGCCCGGCCCUAACCUCCUGCCUCAUCGCCCUGAUCAUCGAAGUACCCCUCUGCCUCUUCCUCUCCUUCUACGGCGCCCGCCACUUCGCCUUUUACAUCUCCGCCUCUAACCCCGUCUCCCUUAUCACCGAGAAGAUGUGGCGCACCAUUGACUGGUGCUACAUUUUCUACGCUUUGGCCACGCAGCUCGCCACCAUUUUGCUCGCCACGCGGCCGAGGUGGUAUUUGUAUCAGUCGCUUGUUAGCAGUAUUUGCUGGGUUUUGCCGUGG
Baudoinia panamericana UAMH 10762 is the source of this 1757-nucleotide messenger RNA. RefSeq lists its product as uncharacterized. The coding region runs from base 289 to 1500 and encodes 403 amino acids. The record is from RefSeq and is a predicted model, not a curated record. NCBI's taxonomy places the organism in Eukaryota, Fungi, Ascomycota, Dothideomycetes, Mycosphaerellales, Teratosphaeriaceae. The transcript has a single exon.